Lates calcarifer (barramundi perch) is the source of this 2298-nucleotide messenger RNA. It is a transcript of the gene ikbkg, whose product is annotated as inhibitor of nuclear factor kappa B kinase regulatory subunit gamma. Gene Ontology annotation, molecular function: K63-linked polyubiquitin modification-dependent protein binding. Gene Ontology annotation, cellular component: IkappaB kinase complex; cytoplasm; nucleus. Gene Ontology annotation, biological process: positive regulation of canonical NF-kappaB signal transduction. The record is from RefSeq and is a predicted model, not a curated record. NCBI's taxonomy places the organism in Eukaryota, Metazoa, Chordata, Actinopteri, Centropomidae.
AACAAAACUGAAAAAGAAGAAGGGGGAUGGUGCAGCCCCAACCCGAUGGCCCAAUGCAGUGGGACAUGUCAGGAGAGGAGAGUGGAGGGGCCCUCAGGGUCCCACCAGAGCUGGCUGCCAAUGAAGUGGUGACCAGGUUACUGGGUGAUAACCAGCAGCUUAGAGAGGCCUUGCGGCGGAGCAACCUCGCCUUGCGUCAGCGCUGUGAGGAGAUGGAGGGAUGGCAACGAAGGACAAGAGAGGAAAGAGAAUUUCUCAGCUCUCGUUUCCAGGAGGCCAGGGCCCUGGUGGAGAGGCUGGCUCAGGAGAACCACUCCUUAAAGGGUCUGGUGAAUGGACCUGCCUCCUCCUCUAACCACUGCUGCAGCUCCAGCCAAACCGAAGACCAGCAGGGACGCCCUGUGAGGAAUGGCCCGCUUGAUGGACCGCAGACUCUAGAUCAGAGGGAGAGGAAGAGAGUUGAGGAGACAGAUCAACACACGCAGACCACACCUCCUCGCAGCCUGGGUGAUGCAAGUGUGCAUAGCUCCUUGAGCAGCACCCUCCCCACUCCCCCCACCUCUUUAUCAGAGGUACUGGGGGAGCUAAUGGGCAGGGAAAAUGGCCAGCCCGUGGAAGGUGCUAACGAAUUCCUUCAGUUGCUCAAGAGCCAUAAAGAAAAACUGGAGGAAGGGAUGAGAGAGCUGAGGAGGAAGAAUGAAGAGCUGGAGAGGGACAGAGACGAGGGAGAGAAAGAGAGAGAGCGGAUGCGUCGCUGCAUUGACCAGCUACGAGCCAAAUUGGCCCAGGCACAGGCAAGCAAUGUUACUGAGGAGGUUGUUCAACAUCGCUCCGAGGCACAGCACUCUUCUGACUGCUCUAGCCUGGCUAAACUCACAGAGCAGCUUCAGGCCACACAGGGCAGGUAUCGGGAGCUGGAGGAGAAGCUUGAUUACCUGCAGAAGAGUUCAGCUCAGCGGGACAGAACUGAAGCUCUGCUCAAACAGAAGGACAAGGACUGUGCUCAGAUGGCCAAGGACUGUGAGGCUCUGAAGGCUCAGGCAACUUCCCUCCUAGGAGAACUGAACGAGAGACAGAGCUGCUUAGAGAAAAGCGAGCAUGAACGCAAAAUAUUGGAGGAAAAGCUGUGCAGUAAGCUGAAGGCCCUGCAGGCAGCAGAGCGGGAGCUGGAGCAACAGAAGAAGCAGCAUAAUGUGGCAAUGGACAAGCUGCUGCUGCAGACCCAGAGCCUGGAGCAGGCCCUGAAGACAGAGAGACAUGUCGUCACAGAGGAGAAGAAAAAACUGACACAACUGCAGCAUGCCUACACGUGUCUCUUCAGAGACUAUGACUCGAAACUGAAGAGUGAGGGAGGAGAUCUGUGUGGCCGACUAGAGGAGGCAGAGCGAGCGCUGGCCCUGAAACAGGAUCUGAUUGAUAAGCUGAAGGAAGAGGUGGAGCAACAGAAAGGCUCACUGGAGACCGUUCCUGUCCUCACUGCCCAGGCUGAGAUCUACAAGGCAGAUUUCCUAGCAGAGCGAGAAGCAAGAGAGAAAUUGAACCAGAAGAAGGAAGAGCUGCAGGAUCAACUGAAUCAGGCCAUGGCUGAGAUAGAGAGGAUCAAACAGGACGCUGCAUCACGGGCACGUAUGGAGCAGAUGAAGAUGAGACACAUGGAAGACUUUCCACCACGGGCCCCACUUAUUCCCCCUCCACAAGGUGUGUUCCCCAGUCCAGCUUUUAACACGGUGCCCCCUGCCUCUUCAUUCCGCAAUCAGGGUUUGGUACCAGUUGGUGACCAAGGGGCAGCUGGAACUGAGGAGCUCCCUGAUUUAUGUUGUCCUAAGUGCCAGUACCAGGCUCCAGAUAUGGACACACUGCAGAUACAUGUCAUGGACUGUAUACAGUAACAUGAGCAUAGUUCAGCAUGCCAUGACAACAACAACACACAUGCAGAUAUAUAUGUAUACAGUAUACUUACGUUUUUAACAUUCAGCGUGUCUGCUGCCAGCUGUGGGCACAGCCUAGAAAAACAUGUUUGGUAGUUGCACCUUACUCUCUCUGCCAUGCAAACACAUACCAAUAUGAGUACAUACCGUGAAUCUUAUAAUUUUUAAAGUUGAAUAUGUUGAAAUCAAGACAAGUGGCAAUCAGAUGACAUGAACAAGUGAAAAGAACUGACAGCAAGAUAAUCAGCAUGGUAUUUCCUAGACCUACUCCAUGUUUCUGCAGUAGCUUUUCCAUUCCGCACCCCAUCCCUUUCUCCUCAUCCUUUUUGUCUCCCUGCACCUGUUCUUUUAUUUGCCCCCCCCCACCCCC